Alosa alosa (allis shad) is the source of this 1865-nucleotide messenger RNA. RefSeq names its product protein LBH-like. The coding region runs from base 179 to 526 and encodes 115 amino acids. The record is from RefSeq and is a predicted model, not a curated record. NCBI's taxonomy places the organism in Eukaryota, Metazoa, Chordata, Actinopteri, Clupeiformes, Clupeidae. The transcript is spliced from 4 exons.
AAGCAUGCAGACAGUAUCUCUCCGUGCGUAAAGGGAAACUAACCAGUACCAACGCGCACUGACUCGAAGGUGUCGACAAAGAUUACUCCGGAACUCUAGACGAACGACAUUUAUGCACACUGGUUGUUUGUAAAUUCAAAUAAGUGUGGGGAUUUGCGAGCGAAGAAAUAAUACAAGCAUGACAGACGUGAUAAACACCAGAGAACCCGGUCCCGGUCGGGAGGACUUCGGUGUGGAAGGAGCCGCUGGGGAACAGGGCAUCGCCUUCCAGAUCUUCCCGGACAGUCAUGAGCGAUACCCAAAGCUGUCCAAACGUCUGCCGUCUAUCGUGGUGGAACCCACGGAGGGGGAGGUGGAGAGUGGGGAGCUACGGUGGCCCCCAGAGGACUUAAGGAGCGCAGAUGCAUCCCACAGACCCACACACAUGAGCACCACUCUGGAGCAGAGUGCGCAGGAGCAGAUAGGAGAUGAAGAACAGGCCAGCAGUGUAGAUUCAUCAGCAGGCACUGAGCAGGACUCAAACUGAAGAAGAAUCAGCUCCACCGACACCCUACCCCCAACCCCUCACUUCAACACCCACCCCACCCCAUGACCCAGUUCCCCCCCCCCUCUCACAGUGCUUGCUGAAGGCAGGCAGGCAGAAAGAACACAGUCUCUCCCUUUCCAUCCACCCCCCAACCCCCCCUUCCCCACUCUCUUCCUCUCUUUGACUGGGGACGCGCUCAAGACUCAAGGGUCCACUGAUUGAUAGCGAUAGGAGGUUUGGAAAUGACAUCUCUGCUGCUUACGUGGAGGCAUCACAACCCUAUAGUUCCCAGGUGGAAUCACUUCGUACGUAAUGAAACACUAGUUUACACUCGCCUGACAGUGCAUCGGAUAAUGCUGAAUUACUUUUGGUCACUCAUGAUGAUAUGUCUGUUGUGUGUAAUGUACACUGAAAUUUUCCUGUGACAAAUACUGCUGGGAUGGGAUAACCUGUAUGCCACUACGUGAGAGUGCAUGUCUCUGUGUGUGUGUGUGUGUGUGUGUGUGUGUGUGUGUGUGUGUGUGUGUGUGUGUGUGAGAGAGAGAGAGAGAAAGAUACUGCUGUAGACGGUGGUGCAGAAACAGAACGAGUCUGAAAGUCACAUUGUGGGCGUCUGGGGAUAUGGGCAUGCGUGCUUGGUGUCUGAAAGAAUCUGCCACAUACUUGAAACUUCAAACGUGUCUACCCGUCUGUCAGGCAGCAUGUCAUGCCAACUCCUAAUCAUGCCACACUCUCAUCUCAAAGACCUUUAUAGCUCUCUCUCUCUCUCUUGCUCUCUCUCUCUCUCUCUCUCUUGCUCUCUCCCUCUCUUUUUCUCACUGUCAUCCUUUAUUUUUCCAACAUGAACGUACACCCGUAGCCAUGCACACAUACAGACACGCUCACACUCCAACAGAUAGAUAGACACACACACACACACACACAGCCAAACACAUUGCGCCUGUUGAUAGAUUCUAGAUAGUGCCUUCAGCUGCUUUGUUGGUGUAGAAAAGAAAACAGAUGCAUUCACCUUAAGUAAGAAGUAUAUGACAAACAUUCAUGAGCACCACAUGCGCAUACUGGUUACUUUCAAAGCAGUAUCAACAAUGCUCAUUUCCAGCCAUCAUAAUUAGAUAACACUUCUGUGUAUUGUGUGUAUUUAGAGAGUAAAUAAUGUGUCAACAUGAACUAAUGUAAUUUGACUAGCACUGGCUUCUAUCGUAACAUCUUGGUGAAUCAUUUGUGAAUGAAAACAAUAAUGUAACACAUAACAUUGUAAAUCAAUAAAGAAUAUUAAUGUUUUAGGAAUAACUAAUUAUCUUUAUAAUAAACUCUUGCCCCCCAAAAAAAAAAAGAAAAU